Molecule: messenger RNA, 1100 nt
Organism: Xiphophorus couchianus (Monterrey platyfish)
Lineage: Eukaryota; Metazoa; Chordata; Actinopteri; Cyprinodontiformes; Poeciliidae
Gene: adi1
Product: acireductone dioxygenase 1
Exons: 4
Coding region: 76-720 (214 amino acids)
Molecular function (GO): acireductone dioxygenase [iron(II)-requiring] activity
Source: RefSeq, a predicted model, not a curated record
AACCGCCAUAAAAAUAAAAAAGAAGAAGAAGAAGCAGACGCAGUACUGCGUCAGUCACAUGAGUUUUAGUCCUAAAUGCACAUUUGUCAGAUAUCAGGGAUUUAUCGCAGAUCUCCUUCGUUUAGUAUGGGUUUAGAAGCCUGGUACAUGAACUGCUCGGACGAGGACCAGAGGAAGCCCCAUAGACUGAACCCGAAUCGGUCCGUCUCCCUGGACGAAUUGAGGAAGCUCGGAGUUUUCUACUGGAAACUGAACGCCGAUACCUAUGAAACAGAUCCAGAGCUGGAAAAGAUCCGCAAAGAGCAAGGAUACUCCUACAUGGACAUUAUUACAAUUGAAAGGGACAGACUACCCAACUAUGAGGAAAAGCUGAAGAUGUUCUAUGAGGAGCAUUUACAUUUGGAUGAUGAGAUCCGCUACAUCCUGGACGGGCAGGCCUACUUUGAUGUCCGGGACAAGGAGGACCGAUGGAUCCGAAUCGCCAUGAAAAAGGGAGACUUGAUCACCCUGCCGGCAGGCAUCUACCACCGCUUCACCCUGGAUGAGACGAACUUCACCAAAGCCAUGCGGCUGUUUGUCGGGGAGCCGGUGUGGAAGGCCUACAACCGGCCGGCAGAUGACUUCGACAUCCGGCAGAAAUAUGUGGCCUCGCUGCAGGGAUCCUUAAAGGCUGGAGAUUCCCUCCCAACUAAUACACUAAAACCACCUCCUUCAGUUUGACCUCAGCAGGUUCAUAAGAGGACUGAUGAGGAAAGAUGUACACUGAUAAUUUGUGAUGAAUGAGAUCUUCAAGUGGAAUGCAUCAGAUUACUCAUUUGUGCUGCACUGUUUAAAAGAUUACAUAGUGCUUUUUAAGGGGUCACUUAUUAGUUUCUUUAGAUACUUAUGCUUUUUAUUUUACCUGGGUUUGAGGUGAAGAAGUUUGAAGUAAUUUCGCUAAAAGGUGACUUUGCCAGCAACAAAAGAUGAGUGCCUUCAUUUGUAAUAAAUAAAGCAUGAGUCUAAUUUCUAAUUCCAAGCUCAGAAAAUAAACAAAAUGGUGUUCAUGUCAAAUCAAUGUACAUUUUUAUUACACUAGAAAUAAAUCUGCUGCUAAUGUC